CCCUACCUGUGCUCCUACCCUCACCCUAUGCACUGAUGAUCAGUGAGAAUGUGUUAUGAAUUUUCCGAUAGCACUGAGACUUUGGUGCUAUUUUGUAGAGUUGUACCAAACUUUUAGACGAUUGAAAGCAAUGCAACGAAUGAUACAUAAAGUGAAAGAGUUCUCACAGAACCGGAAGCCCGAGUUUGUAUUCAUCUCAGGGGUAGGGCUUGUAGUUACCGGUGCUUUCCUGGCCGUUGUGUUCCCUAUGCUGUUAGGCGUCGGACUGGACAUGAACUUCAAGCUAACGGAAGGGAAGUUUAUUUUCAAGAAC
Oppiella nova is the source of this 313-nucleotide messenger RNA. The record is from the annotation of a GenBank genome assembly. Lineage: Eukaryota; Metazoa; Arthropoda; Arachnida; Sarcoptiformes; Oppiidae.